This is a messenger RNA of Mercenaria mercenaria, 2659 nucleotides long. Its product is annotated as tRNA modification GTPase gtpbp3, mitochondrial-like. Bases 53 to 1129 code for a protein of 358 amino acids. The transcript has 6 exons. Gene Ontology annotation, biological process: tRNA methylation; tRNA wobble uridine modification. NCBI's taxonomy places the organism in Eukaryota, Metazoa, Mollusca, Bivalvia, Venerida, Veneridae. Gene Ontology annotation, cellular component: cytoplasm; mitochondrion. Gene Ontology annotation, molecular function: GTP binding. The record is from RefSeq and is a predicted model, not a curated record.
CUGACCCAGUAUAGCAGGCCCAUUUACCAGUCAUCUUGUUACAAAAAAAAACAUGUUUACUUAUUUUCACAGAGCUUCUAUUAAUGGAAAGAUGGACCUGACAGAGGUCGCGGGUUUAGGAGAUCUUAUACAUGCUGAAACUGAGGCUCAGCGAAGACAAGCAUUCCGACAGAUGGAGGGGGACCUCAGCAAACUUUAUAGCAAGUGGAGGACAGCAUUUAUAAAGUGUGCAGCAGACCUUGAAGCAUUUAUUGACUUCAGUGAGGAUCAGAAUAUAGACGACCAUGUUCUACAGCAAGGUAAGACACCUGCUGCCAUAGUAACUGAUGUGGCAGGUACCACUAGAGAUGUGAUAAAAACUCAUGUAAAUAUUGGAGGUUAUCCUGUGUUACUGAGUGACACGGCAGGACUGAGGGAAACACAAGAUGUUGUAGAGAAAGAGGGAGUAAGCAGGGCUGUAGCCAAUGAAGCAGAUGUCAAAGUUGUUGUAGAUGUUUCUAGCCAGGAUUUCAUGGAUUUUAUGAACACAAAAGAAUUUUUAUCACACAAUUUAAUUGAACUUGGAUUAAACAGCAGUCGUGAGAAAAUAAAAAAGGAACACCCUGAGACUGCAUUUGAAAAUUCAGAAUGUAAUCUUCUCAAAGCAUUUGAUGACGUUGAAAGAACUAAAAUAAAUAGAAUGGAAAUAAAUGGUCAAUUAAAUGAAAUGAGAGAAAAUGAAGAUGUUGAUAUCCCUGUAGAAAAUCUACUAAGGAUAAGUGAGGAAAGAUAUAAUGAUACUGACUGUAUUGAAAUCCAUGUAGAAAAACUACACAGGAUGAGUGAGAACACUAACGACAAAAGAUAUGAUUGUGAUAUAGAGAUAAAAAGCACAACAUACAAACAAGAUGGGUCGACUUCACUGUUACCAUGGAAACAGGAAAACCAAAGUCAGGCUCGUCACCGCUCUCACCUCACCAAGUGCCUGGCUUACCUUGAGGAAUAUAACCUCAAGACGGAACAUGGGGACAUAGUGCUUGCUUCAGAGGCCUUGAGAUGUGCACUGAAAGAAAUCGGGAAAAUAACAGGGAGAAUUUCAUCAGAAGACAUUCUCGAAGUUUUAUUCAGAGACUUCUGCAUUGGGAAAUAAAUAAGCUAUGGACGAAGUGCCAGGGAAAGUAAGAAAGUCACAGAUUGCCAGGGGAGGUAACAAGAGUCACAGAUUGCCAGGAGAGGUAACAAGAGUCACAGAUUGUGACUAAAAGUUCGAAAUAUGUCAAUAAGUUCUCUACUGUGUUAAUCAUGAAGUAAAUAAUUGGAUGCAAAGUGGAAGGAAUGUUUUGAUACUAUGUUUGUCUUCCCUUUUAGUGGAAGCGAGACUAAGCAAUCCAAAUUCCGGCAGAAGCGACAGCGAUGGUUUCAACCAUUGGGACCAGCUAAACAAAGUUACAUUUAAUUCUUUUACAUCUUGUAGGUUUAUCUAGAAACUAGUUUUACCCCCAUGGUGAGUCCUGGCCCCCUAGUGACAUUGGCCUUGAAUAAACUAACAUUUUUUAGAUUUUUGAUGUCUUUGAAAAUUCACAAAAAUGACAAUAUCUCAUUUCUUUAGUACAGUUACAUGCAUGCUUUGAAACCUUGUAGAAUAGUUCAAAACUAAUUUUACAGGCCCAUUGUGAGUUCUGGUCCCCGACUGACCUCAACCUUUAAACUACUUAAGUUGAAAAAAUUAGCAUUUUUAAAGUUUUCAAUGCCUUUUUCUCAACAAGAGUUACAUAUUAUAUUGCUUUGACACCUUGAAGGAUGGUUCAAAAACUCAUUUUACACCACAUGGUACGUGAGUCUUGGUCUCCCAGUUUUCAUGGUGAGCUUUUGUGACCGCUCAAUGUCAGUCGACCGUCGUCUGUCGUGGGUCUUUUACUACAUUUUCUAAAAAAAUCUUCUUGAAAACCACUGGACUGAAUUACAUCAAACUUCACAGGAAUGAUCCUUGGGUGGUCCCCUUUCAAAGUUAUUCGAAGAAGUGAAUUCCAUGCAGAACUCUGGUUGCCAUGGCAACCAAAAGGAAAAACUUUAAAAAUCUUCUUGUCCAAAACCGCAAGGCAUAGAGCCCUGAUAUUUGGCAUGUGACAUCAUCUAAUGGUCCUCUAUGAAGACUGUUCAAAUUAUGCCUCUGGGGUAAAAAGAGGCCCCGCCCCAGGGGUCCCAUGUUUUACAUAGACUUAUACAUGAAAAAACUUUAAAAAUCUUCUUGUCUAAAACCACAAGACCUAGGCCUUUGAUAUUUGGUAUGUAGCAUAACCUUGCGGUCCUUUACCAAAAUUGUUCAAAUUAUAACCCUGGGUUGAAAAGAGGCCCUGCCCUGGUGGGGGGGUUUCAAGUUUUACAUAGACUGAUAUAGGAAAAACCUUCAAAGAUCUUCUUGCCUGAAACUGCAAGACCUAUGCUUUUGAUAUUUGGUAUGUUGCAUUGCCUUGUGGUCCUUUACCAAAUUUGUUCAAAUUAUUCCCCUGGGGUGAAAAGAGGCCGCGCCCUGGGGGUCGCUUGUUAUAUGAGUUUUAUAGGAAUAAAUACCUCAAAAAUUAUCAGAUCAUAUUUCCUAGACAGUUUAGUUAUAAUUACCUGAUGACCCCAAGUGAUUAGGGGUCACCUGACUGUGACCUUGACCUACUGACCUACUUUC